AUGUCGCUGCACCAGUUGGCAGUCCGCAGCCGCAGCUUCUGGGGCACCAGGUUCGGACCCAAAUAUUUAUCGACCUCCCGAGUCAGCCUGCGAUACUCGACCGUUGCACCCACACCCACAACCGUCGUCCAAUCGGGCUUCUGGAAGUCCCUGAUCCCCAAGCCGCUGCGCAAACAAGAGCGAGGAGCGUUCAGGGCAAAGUCUAAGGAAUGGAAUCCCGCAACGUACUUUAUCGUCAUGUUCCUCUUUAUCGGGUCCAUGUCGAUUCAGAUGAUUGCUCUGCGUAAACAGGCGGAGCAGUACGCUCGGCAGUCGGCUGUCAGGAUUGGUCUGCUGCGAGAAGUGGUGGAGAAGAUCAAGAAUGGCGAGGAAGUGGAUGUCGAAAAGAUACUGGGCACCGGUGACCCUCAGAGAGAGGCGGACUGGGAAGAAGGUGGGUUCGCACUCGAACGAAGCGGCAGGUCGAACGCUGACCUUGCUCCAGUGCUCAAAGCCAUAGAGCAAGACGAGACCGUCAGGAAGCCCCGGAAGCAGGCGAAAGCUGCGCAGCAGGAGGCUCAGGAAAAGAAGAAGACGACGGGACGGCAGAAAAUCGAGGACAAUGGCGGGUCGGAGCCUCAGCCAACUCGGGCCAAUUCGGCCAACCUCGGCAAUUUCUUCUGA
This is a messenger RNA of Drechmeria coniospora, 663 nucleotides long. RefSeq lists its product as uncharacterized. Lineage: Eukaryota; Fungi; Ascomycota; Sordariomycetes; Hypocreales; Ophiocordycipitaceae. The record is from RefSeq and is a predicted model, not a curated record. The coding region runs from base 1 to 663 and encodes 220 amino acids. The transcript has a single exon.